AUGGCAGAGUCCACGAAAGCACAAUCCCGCUCGAAGCCGCAGGAUACCGCUCGAUCCUUCACCCGCAUGGAAGAGCCUCCAUUGAGCCCGUCGAGCAGAAAGCGAGCCAGCACAUUACAGGCGAUCCCAGCGAUUCCCGAAGCCCGCGAUAUCAGCACAUCGCUGGUGGACGACGGCAAGGAGCAGACGACAGAUGUCUUUGAAAGACAUGACGAUGAUGAGGAUGAGCACGCAGAAGGGGAUGUCAGCAUUGCAGGACCCGAGCUACAUGUCCCGAGCACAUUUGACGAGCUACCGAUCGAGAUACGAAGCAUUGCAGAGCGCUUUCUCGAACGACUGUCUGCAAAGGUCCACCCUACGCCGUUUACAGCGGAAUCGUUGUCAGACUUGUUUCAAGAGUUUUAUGAGCAAGCUGCGGGACACAUAGCGACGCAUAUUGCAACCUUGUCCGCGAGACUGACACGGGAAACACCACGUGCGGGUUCAAAGGGCUCAGCUAAAGCUCGGGCUAGAGCCGGCUCAGGCUCGAAGAACGGCAAUGAUGAAGCGGGAGGUGGUGAAAUGUUGACGGUGAAGGAGGUGGCCGACAGGAAGAAGGCGAGACGAAUGCUUGAAGUGAAAAGACUGGCGUUGGAGGAAGCCGUGGAGAGAGGAGUCUGUGAGAAGGUUUACGAUAAGAUCUGGAAACAUCGAACCACGGACGAUGAUGCGAGAGAUGAGAAGCUGAGGUCAAGAACGGCUGCGCUGGCGUUGGUUGGAAUUGGAUUGAAAGAGCUUCAUAUGGAUCCGGACUCGGCGAAGUCAGAGACUGGCAAGACGGCGGAAGAGAAGGAGCAGGAAAUACACCAAUCGUUGUCGUCGGCAAGAGAGGCUCUUCAACGCAUGGACGAUGAACACUAUCCGCUGGGAAAGCUACAACAUCUUACGGCGGCUCACAAAAGUAUUGUCGAUACCUUGUCGCAGUCCUUUCCCACGUCUUCUUCGGCUGAUGAGAUUUUGCCGACCUUGAUCUACACGUUGAUCACUUCACCACCCGAAGGCAUCAACGUGGUGAGCAAUCUCAACUUCAUACAACGAUUCCGAGCGUCGACCAAAGUGGAUGGCGAGGCAGCGUACUGUUUGGUUAAUCUUGAGGCAGCGAUUUCGUUCUUGGAAACAGUCGAUCUAUCAUCAUUGCGGGCAGACGAAGCUCCCGAGGGCCCGCCCAAAAGUACAAGCGGCUCAUCAACACCGACGAUUGAAAAGACCGAGCAUGCAGUUCUCAUGCCGACUUUAUCAAGAACGCUGACGCCAGGAGUGUCGCCCAUUACAGCGACUGCCCACGAUCAAAGCUCGGCAAGAUCAGGCAACACGGUCAACCCACCUACUCCAACAUCGCCAAAUACGCCUUCCAGACCUCAACUUCAGCAACGACGUAUCUCAACGCUCGUCGCUGCACAGGCUAAGAACAUCGAAGCUGGCCGGGACAACUUCCUCAACGCAGCUGACAAAGUGUACGACUCCAUCAACGGGCAACUCGACAACAGUCUACAAUUCCUCUUCGGCCGCUUCAAAGAGCAAGUCGCCGCAUCGCCCGGUGGAGCAGGUUUCAUGGACGGCUCCGGUCGAGCAAGCGUCGAACUCCCCAAAACACUGGAGGAUGCUCGAAAGCUCGUCAACUCCCCUCCGAUGGGCUCCGAUGAGUUCGUAGACGAGGAAGGCGAGUCAGCAGACCGACUGAGCGUCAAGAGCGGCCUCAGCGGAGGCAGCGGCGCGAGCACUCCCGAUCCACUCCGCAAUGACAACAAAAUGCUCGAACUCCUCGGCGGGAAGAGAACUCGUGAGAGGAGUGCCGACAGUACGAGAUCAGGCGGCAGCGGCGGCACGAGACGAGUCACCUGGGAUACGAAGUCUUCUUCGACGGCCGCCACCAAGGAUGCGAAUUCUCAGCAAGGCAAUAUUUUCACCAGCGCGGCUAGUACCAUCAAUUCCAUCAACCCGCUCAAUCGCUUCGGUAUGCCUGGUUUCCCGCGUUUCGGUCGAGCGGGGAGUAUCAACUCGAGUUCGCAGCCUGGUGAGCGAGAUGGGGUGGAGAAACGAAAGGAGGCGUUGGCGACAUUGAAAAAGUGCAAGCCGCCGAGGAAGAGAUUUUUGGAAGUUGCGGACGCGGGGGAAUUGAGAUUGAAUGAGGUGGAGGAGUUGUUGAAGGAGUAUCGACGGUUGGCGAAGGCUGUGGGGGAGGCUCUUAGGGGGGCUUGA
Messenger RNA from Zymoseptoria tritici IPO323, 2238 nucleotides. RefSeq lists its product as uncharacterized. Gene Ontology annotation, cellular component: endocytic vesicle; cytosol. Lineage: Eukaryota; Fungi; Ascomycota; Dothideomycetes; Mycosphaerellales; Mycosphaerellaceae. Gene Ontology annotation, molecular function: small GTPase binding; guanyl-nucleotide exchange factor activity. Gene Ontology annotation, biological process: vesicle-mediated transport. The transcript is spliced from 2 exons. Bases 1 to 2238 code for a protein of 745 amino acids. The record is from RefSeq and is a predicted model, not a curated record.